CAGGUUAUUACGCAGCUUCAUUCCUUAGAAGAUGUGAUGAAGGUGUUGAGAGAGAGAAAGAAGAGAAACGCAAGAGCUGAGAAACAUAUUUCUGAAAAUUGGAGUAUUGUCUAAGAAAAAAGAGUUAUCAGAAAAAGAAGAAUUAAUAUUCCAGGAUGAAAUGAGAAUGAAUGUGAGUCUGCAGGAGGGACCCUAACAGGUGCUGAGCAUAUUAAAAAUAGUUGUCACUACCGAAUUGUUGGAAUGGAGUCCGAAGUGGGCGACCCGCCAGCAUAUUGUGAACACGUUGACAUUCAUCAUGACGUCCAUCAUCAUCAUCAUCAUGAUACUCCCCACUACCAUGAAUCCGCAACGCAGUGCGACCCUCCUCCAUAUAGUGAACAUGCCAACACCCACCAUCAGAACAUUCCCCACUACCCCACGCCCAUACCAAGCAAUGUUUAUGAAUCCCUUCCAAACCCAAAUGCCAAUCUCUCCCCUCUGUAUGUCCCUGAAGAACCUACACAAUCAGUAAAUGUGGCUGGUCAGAAGAAUGAAGGUGCAUUGUGGAAUGCGAGGAAUAGAAGCAUUGCACGUACCAACUCAAUCAUCUUUGUCUUUAUUGCUAUAAUAAUCAUUAUUGCUGUACUUUGCUGGCGUUUUGGAACGGCAACAAGUUGUCAGGUGAGUUGCGGCACAUCUUCAAACUGUGUACUUGUAUCCCAGUGGUGUGAUGGAGUAAACCAGUGUCCUAAUGGAGCAGAUGAAAGUAACUGCAUGCGGAUGUAUGGACCAAACUUCCAGUUGCAGGCCUACUCACCAAAUAAAGCAACAUGGCUGCCGGUGUGCGCGGAUUUCUGGACUGAAAACACUGGACAAACAGCUUGCCAGGACAUUGGAUACAGCUUGAGCAGCUAUAGCACAAGUGACAAAAUGGCGGCCAGUUCGAGUGAUGGAUUUGUCAGGCUCAGUAACUAUGCUGUGUCAGGAAAGAUAUUUGCAAACUUUAAUUACAGUUCUACCUGUUCCUCGGGUCAUGUGGUCUCAUUGCGCUGUAUAGACUGUGGUUUGACCACAAAUGGAGACAGCCGGAUAGUAGGCGGAAACAGCGCUUCUAUAGGAGAGUGGCCUUGGCAAGUAAAUCUUCAGUACGAUGCCAGUUCUCUCUGUGGUGGGUCAAUCAUCGCUGCCAAUUGGAUUGUAACUGCUGCUCACUGUGUAGACGGGGAUGCCUCUUCUCCUUCUCUAUGGAAGGCUUUUGUUGGGAAAUUAGUAAUGCCAAGUAAUUAUGACAGCAGCGCCUAUUAUGUGGAUAAAAUCAUAGUGCAUCCCAAUUAUUCCUCUCAAACAAAGCACAACGACAUUGCACUGAUGAAGCUUAAGAAAUCGAUUGUAUUCAACAGCGUCAGCAGACCUGUAUGCUUACCUAACUACGGGAUGCAGUGGGAGGAAGGGCAGGAAUGUUGGAUAUCUGGAUGGGGAACUACAUCCCAAGGAGGGUCUAUUUCUACUGUUUUGAAAAAAGCUAUGGUGCCUCUUAUUUCACCCACUACAUGCAAUAAAACUUAUAUGUAUAAUGGAGCCAUCACUUCUUCUAUGAUAUGUGCAGGUUAUGCCAAAGGAGGAGUAGACUCUUGCCAGGGUGAUAGUGGAGGCCCACUGGUUACCAAAACCAACUCUUUGUGGUGGCUUAUUGGGGACACAAGCUGGGGAGAUGGUUGUGCCAAAGCCAAUAAACCUGGCGUGUAUGGAAACAUGACUGUGUUUUUGCAAUGGAUAUAUUUGCAGAUGCAGACCUACAGCUGAGCAAGACAUCCAUAUAGACGGAGCUAGAAAAACACAACUGACAGUCUACCGGUCAAAAUAAAUAUUGAUAGAAGAAUAAAGAUGAGCAUGUUGAAUAAAAUACACAUAACAAAUUGGUUCUCAAAGCAAAAACAUGUCCAGAGUGAUAUGUUUUCCCAAAUUGAUAAGAAAAAAGUUUAGUUGGAGGAAGUUCAAAGAAGACAAUUGACUGGUUGACUCAUGAGGAAGUUCAAAAGAGAAAAGACUAUUUGAAGAUAAAGAGAGUCCUGCACCUUCAUGCUAUUCAUCCCAAGGGUACUAAAAAAAACACAUUCUGAGUUUGCCAGACCAUACUCGUUUAUGACUUGGUUUGUUCCAAGAGAUCGAUGACUUACUAAUGUGGUUCUGUUGAAAAAUUAUCCCAUUCUUAUACAGCUGUAGGCCUUUUAGUUAGAAAUUUGUGACAGGUAAGGUUUUGGAGGGGUUAUUACUUAAAUAUAAAUUAAUCAACUCCCAUCCACAAUUCUAGCUCAUUUAGCAGUAAAUUUUUAUGAAAAAGUCGGAGCAGAAAAAUGUAUCAUAUCGUGUGACUGACGCUCUGAAAACUCAACGUAAGCUGGCCAUAGAUGCAAAGAUCCGAUAGUACGAAUCAACAUACGAUCGGACUUU
Messenger RNA from Xenopus laevis (African clawed frog), 2433 nucleotides. RefSeq names its product transmembrane serine protease 2 gene 12 L homeolog (gene tmprss2.12.L). The transcript is spliced from 15 exons. The coding region runs from base 244 to 1785 and encodes 513 amino acids. NCBI's taxonomy places the organism in Eukaryota, Metazoa, Chordata, Amphibia, Anura, Pipidae. The record is from RefSeq and is a predicted model, not a curated record.